Messenger RNA from Gryllus bimaculatus (two-spotted cricket), 1376 nucleotides. The record is from the annotation of a GenBank genome assembly. Lineage: Eukaryota; Metazoa; Arthropoda; Insecta; Orthoptera; Gryllidae.
AUGAACCCUCGUAUAGUUUACGCAAACUCGCAAACUUCCCAGCUGCGCCUCACGCGGGUGAGUUACCUGCGCGCCAAGAAGAAGAUCGUGCGCCAGGAGCGGUGCCUGAAGGCCAAGCAGGUGUACCACGCCUACCUGGAGACCACGCUGGGCGGCCUGCGCGCGGAGGCGGAGGAGCUGCAGCGCGAGGUGAAGCAGGCGUCGGAGGCGAAGGCGACGGAGUCGAAGACGUCCCGCCCGCCCACGCGCCGCCGCGUCGCGUCCUGCGUUCGCCGCUCGCAGCGCGCCACCUCGCUGCCGCCCCCGGCGCUGCAAGUGGCCCCGGCCCCUCCCGCGCCGCCCUCCACCCCGGCGUCGCCGUCGGCGCCACAGCAGCAGCAGCAGCCGCCGUCGACGCCGCUGUCGGGGGCGGCGUCGGUGACGGCGUCGCUGGCGCUGGUGCCGCUGCCUCCGCUGCCGCCGCCGCCCGCCCCCGGCGAGGAGCCGGCGCGCGCCAGCGACGACGAGCGCCGCAAGAUGCUGAACGCGCGCCUGCGCGCCGCCACGCAGAACAUCGCCGCGCUCAACAAAAUGGUGAACAACCUGCGCCAGCAGCUGCAGGCCUCCGAGGAGAGCCUGCAGCGCUGCAAGGAACGAUUGAACAGGGUCGAAGCUUGUAAUCAAAAUAGACUGCAACUGGUAGAAUCGUAUAAAGUAAAAACGCAAGAUUUGGAACAGCGUUUGGAAACAGCACUGUCAAAAAGCACAUCACAGUUGCAGACAAUCGAUGCUUUGAGGAAUAAUAAUAGUAAUUUAAAAUGCCAAUUAGCGAAAGUAACGACCCAACGCGAUGACUGUAUUCAAGAGGCAAUCACCGUUAGAAAAACCUUGGAAGAACAACUGGGGCGCAAGACGAGUGAGCUGCAAGCACGCGCCAUCUCUGAAACAGAGCAGAAGAUCCAAGAGGCCAAGCUACACUACGCGCGAUGCACGUCGGAGCAGAAUAGGAAGUUGAAAGAAGCAGCGGAGAAACUCAAUCAGUUCGGGCAUUCUAUUGAGGCACUGGCCCGCGCCGCCACCAUCCUCAACCUCACGCCCACGCAGCUGCACAACUUCAUGGCGGACCCCGGGGACACGAACCGGCGCCGCGAGUUCACGCAGUGGAUGUCGUACUGCCGGCAGCUCUUCUGCCGCGAUGUCUUUUCACAGCUGCUCGCUGAAUUUCUGUUCAAAGUUGUGCUGGCAAAAUUCGAGCCUGACUUCGUCCAAGGACUCACCGACAAGGACCUUAGCUGACAGGACUGGCGGCGCUCACUGCGCUUCAACAAUCAUUCCAUCAGUCGGCUCGUGAGACGGUAUAAUUCGUCCCUGUCUGCAUGUAUUAUUUCUUGAAUACA